Messenger RNA from Rotaria sp. Silwood1, 443 nucleotides. The record is from the annotation of a GenBank genome assembly. NCBI's taxonomy places the organism in Eukaryota, Metazoa, Rotifera, Eurotatoria, Philodinida, Philodinidae.
CUUACGAACAAAUUCAACAUGAAAAUGAUCAACUAAGAGAGAAAGUUAAUUUUUAUGAACGUCAUUGGAUGCCUAAACCUAUUGGAUCUGCUUUGACUUAUUUUGUUAAUGAUGAAUAUGAAAAGAAAAAAAAAGAUAAAUUAAAAAAAAUCUCUCUUGUACUGAAUAUGAAUUUAGAUGAAUUUGAAUCAUUCGAAGACCCAAAGCACAUUACGAUAACUUGUCGACAAUUAGUAAAGUUUUUGUAUCCAGAUGUAAAUCAACGUUCUACAAUGAAAAUAUCAUCCAUGUCGAAAGAACAUGUUAAAGCUAUACGUGAAUAUGCACGGCUUGCCCAUCCAAAUCAAUCACAAACAUCGAAUUUUAUUUUGAAUAAUGCAAUUGGCAAUGUUUUUUCAUCAGAAAGAGACAAACAAAAAAAAUCUGGAUCCAAAUCACGUUGA